AUGCCCCAUUAUCCACCACGCCCCCAGAUGCCCCAUUAUCCACCACGCCCCGAGACGCCCCAUUUUACACCACGCCCCCUGACGCCCCAGUAUACACCACGCCCCCAGACGCCCCAUUAUACACCACGCCCCCAGACGCCCCAUUAUACACCACGCCCCCAGACGCCCCAUUAUCCACCACGCCCCCAGACGCCCCAUUAUACACCACGCCCCCUGACGCCCCAUUUUUACACCACGCCCCCAGAGACCCCACUAUACACCACGCCCCCUGACGCCCCAUUAUACACCACGCCCCCAGACGCCCCAUUAUACACCACGCCCCCUGACGCCCCAGUAUACACCACGCCUCCAGAUGCCCCAUUAUACACCACGCCUCCAGAUGCCCCAUUAUACACCACGCCCCCAGACGCCCCAUUAUACACCACGCCCCCUGACGCCCCAGUAUACACCACGCCUCCAGAUGCCCCAUUAUACACCACGCCCCCUGACGCCCCAUUAUACACCACGCCCCCAGACGCCCUGUUAUACACCACGCCCCCAGACGCCCCAUUAUACACCACGCCCCCUGACGCCCCAUUAUACACCACGCCCCCAGACGCCCCAUUUUACACCACGCCCCCAGACGCCCCAUUAUCCACCACACCCCCAGACACCCCAUUAUAUACCACACCAAGUGACCUUCUACAGCACGACGCACCACGUCACCCCCUGCUCAAACUCCCCGGAGGCCUCUAA
Eubalaena glacialis (North Atlantic right whale) is the source of this 735-nucleotide messenger RNA. RefSeq lists its product as uncharacterized. The transcript has a single exon. The coding region runs from base 1 to 735 and encodes 244 amino acids. Lineage: Eukaryota; Metazoa; Chordata; Mammalia; Artiodactyla; Balaenidae. The record is from RefSeq and is a predicted model, not a curated record.